GUGUGAGAGCGUACACGCACGGGGAGAAGGUGAAGAGUACGCGCGGGGCAAAACAGCACGUUUUUAACUCUUUGAUGUGACCUUCUGCUUGGAAUUUGACCCGGAUCAGUGAUAUGCAGUCGCCUCUUCACCACACAUUCACUUUCAGACCAACUAUUGAAGAAUUGACGAGCGUUGAUCGAUCAGCGUGGGUUUGUUGGAGCUGCUUUUAGGUCGUAUAAAGUCACGAGUAAAGAGCGCGACUCGAAUCCUUCGCCUCCGCAUGAGCACCAAACGGACGACUACAGCGCUGUCCAGUCCGGUGUUUACCGGGGAGCAUGAGCCGAGAUGAGCCAGAGAGACACGCUCGUGCAUCUGUUUGCUGGGGGAUGUGGAGGCACGGUGGGUGCGAUCCUGACCUGUCCGUUAGAGGUGGUGAAGACGAGGCUUCAGUCUUCCUCAAUAACGCUUUGCAUCUCUGAGGUGCAUCUGAGCACAGUUAAUGGAGCCAGCGUGGCACGUGUGGCUCCUCCGGGGCCCCUACAUUGCCUCAGAUUAAUUCUUGAGAAGGAAGGGCCUCGUUCUUUAUUUCGGGGCCUGGGGCCAAAUCUAAUUGGAGUGGCUCCUUCACGGGCCAUCUACUUUGCCGCCUAUUCCAGCUCAAAGGAAAGACUGAACUGUGUGUUUGAACCAGACUCCACGCAGUUGCACAUGACGUCUGCUGGAAUUGCAGGGUUCACGGCCAUAACAGCAACCAACCCAAUUUGGUUGAUUAAGACGCGUCUACAGUUGGACGCCAGGAAACGUGGGGAGCGUCGCAUGAAUGCUUUCGAGUGUGUGCGGCGUGUGUAUCAGACGGAUGGGCUACGUGGGUUUUACCGCGGCAUGUCUGCGUCUUAUGCAGGCAUCUCAGAGACUGUGAUUCACUUUGUGAUCUAUGAAAGCAUAAAGCGGCGUCUUUUAGAGGCCAAAGCAGCAACGCACAUGGAUGGGGCUGAGGACACAGCCAAGGACGCGUCAGACUUCGUGGGCAUGAUGCUGGCAGCCGCCACUUCCAAGACCUGCGCCACCUGCAUAGCCUAUCCACACGAGGUAAUCCGCACACGGCUAAGGGAAGAAGGUACCAAAUACCGCUCGUUCUUCCAGAGUCUCAACCUGGUGAUUAGAGAGGAAAGCUAUCGAGCUCUGUACCGAGGACUCACCACACAUCUGGUCCGACAGAUCCCCAACACGGCCGUCAUGAUGUGCACCUACGAGUUCGUCGUCUACCUGCUCGAAGGCUAAACUUUGACUUGAGCUGCCUCAGUAUUCAUGACUGAAAGGUUCUGUGAUUUAAUUUGGUAUCUGGUAGUGUGUUCUGAGGGGAUGGUGUUUGGAGAAACAGUGGAAGUGACUUAAAAGGUGGUGUCUAGAAAACAAUUUGUUCUUGGUUUUUCUUAACUUUGUCUUUUAAUGUUCUUUAAAAAGAUGCUACUUCUAAAAAGCCUGGACAGUCAGUUCACCUUUAGCCUCCUCUGAGUUGUUUUUCCCUCUCAAACAGCACCUCAGGUCAGAUAGAUCUUGUAUGUGGAUUCAGUAGGUUAUUUCCAGCAGAGAAGCUGUUCUCAUGUUGGAGGGUCAUUGAGGGUUUUGUCCGGCCCAUUGCUGUGCUGUGAUUUUCUCUAA
Messenger RNA from Carassius carassius (crucian carp), 1644 nucleotides. Its product is annotated as solute carrier family 25 member 36-A-like. Gene Ontology annotation, molecular function: pyrimidine nucleotide transmembrane transporter activity. Gene Ontology annotation, biological process: pyrimidine nucleotide import into mitochondrion. NCBI's taxonomy places the organism in Eukaryota, Metazoa, Chordata, Actinopteri, Cypriniformes, Cyprinidae. The coding region runs from base 328 to 1263 and encodes 311 amino acids. The transcript has 7 exons. The record is from RefSeq and is a predicted model, not a curated record. Gene Ontology annotation, cellular component: mitochondrion.